UCAGCAGUAACUCUUCAUCAGACUCUUGAGGAGACAGAAUAAAGCCCCCGUCAGGAGCACACACACAGCUCAAGGGUUUCUCAGCCAGCGUCUGGAUGGAGGGAGACGGCGGCGUGGAGCUCACACAGAGUCCCGAGGCUCUGACCGAGGACGACGUGUGUGUGAUCCAGGACACGUGGAGACCCGUCUACGAGAACCGAGAGAACGCCGGAGUGGCUGUGCUCAUCAGGUUUUUCUCGAACUUCCCGACGGCGAAGCAGUACUUCGAUCAGUUUCGUGACAUGCAGGACCCCGAGGAGAUGAAGCAGAGCAUCCAGCUGAAGAAACACGGGCUGCGGGUCAUGAACGCCCUCCACUCGCUGGUGGAAAACCUGCGCGACGGAGACAAACUCAACACCAUCUUCCAGCAGAUGGGCAAAUCGCACGCUCUCAGACACAAAGUGGAUCCGGUUUACUUCAAGAUUCUGGCUGGAGUGAUUCUGGAGGUGCUGGUGGAAGCUUUCCCACAAUGCUUCGGUCCAGCAUCGGUGCAGAGCGCGUGGUCUAAACUCCUGGGCGUCCUGCACUGGCAGAUGAACAAAGUCUACGCCGAAGUCGGCUGGGAAUCCAUCAAAACCUCCGCAAAGUGAAGGAGGGAACAUAUGCAGAAUUAUACGAACUAAACCAAAGAUUAUUACAGUUGUGUCGUGUAUAUUUGAAAGAAAUAGACGCAGUAGAGAAUGAAGAGAAAACGAGACGAUGUUUUAUAAAUGUCGAUGGCUAUUUUAUCUGGACUUUAUCGAUGUCAGAUCCCUAGCAACUGUUAUUGAGCUCAGAUAAUAAACACGCAUAUAAAUCAGAGCAGAAAUCUCGAGCUCUCUGCGCUCCGUCUCCCAUUAAAUAUUUACACAUACUCCAGAUAAACCACGGGCCGGUACACAAACACGACCUCCGUCGGAUACAAAAAUGUGCAUUUCUGGUGAAGCUCGGGUCUCUGCCGGAGCGUUAGAUAAAUACCCGGCUCAUCUGAAGCGGAUGUUUCUGAUAGAGACGAGUGCUUUUGUAUCGGCCGCUUCCUCUGCGUGCUGUGAGCAAAGCGAGUAGAAAGGACUCUUCUGUGCUACUAGAGCAGCUAAACUCAUUUCUUUUUGUACUUAUUCGAAUGUUUUGUACAUGUAAAAUAACCACUGAUUCAGAAAUAAACUCUGAAACAUUAAAGAAAUAAA
Puntigrus tetrazona (Sumatra barb) is the source of this 1205-nucleotide messenger RNA. It is a transcript of the gene cygb1, whose product is annotated as cytoglobin 1. The coding region runs from base 96 to 629 and encodes 177 amino acids. The transcript has 3 exons. Gene Ontology annotation, molecular function: iron ion binding; heme binding; oxygen binding. The record is from RefSeq and is a predicted model, not a curated record. NCBI's taxonomy places the organism in Eukaryota, Metazoa, Chordata, Actinopteri, Cypriniformes, Cyprinidae. Gene Ontology annotation, biological process: oxygen transport.